Spizellomyces punctatus DAOM BR117 is the source of this 1223-nucleotide messenger RNA. RefSeq lists its product as uncharacterized. Gene Ontology annotation, molecular function: protein tyrosine phosphatase activity. The coding region runs from base 426 to 1028 and encodes 200 amino acids. The transcript has 5 exons. The record is from RefSeq and is a predicted model, not a curated record. Gene Ontology annotation, cellular component: nucleus. Gene Ontology annotation, biological process: protein dephosphorylation. NCBI's taxonomy places the organism in Eukaryota, Fungi, Chytridiomycota, Chytridiomycetes, Spizellomycetales, Spizellomycetaceae.
AUUUUUCACACUCGGCCUUGUAUCCGGCCUCUGAUUGAUCCCAUCUUUACGAUUCGGCUCUUGACAGGAAGUAAUAAUCCCACACGCCCUUCGUUACGCCCCUCCUUUUGACUACCGAGACUGGCUGGCCAUUUUCAAUUGGCGGUACCCUCGACGCUCUUGAUGCUGGAUCCCGGCUGACGUCGAGAUAGAUAUACACUCGGGAGUUUUACACCAUUUUUGCACAGUGACAAUAAACAAUCGUCGGGUCUUCCCACAGUGGCAGACAUUGUACCAGGCAACAAGGGGAAACCUGCACAUCUUGUUGCUGACUGGAUGGGAUAUUUGCGUCGCCUUUUGAACGGACCGCUCUCCGUAGCUGCGAUACGGACUGAGGGUGGCCGACGUUAACUGGAUUGGAAUUCUGUUCACUGUCACGGUUCCGUAUGUCGGCUAAGGGCAUGCAAGUAGGAGGCAUUAGGGCGCAGAGGCAAGGCUCUACGCAGAAAGAUGGGGUUCUGCAGCGGUUACCCAACCCUCCGACAUUGAUCGAAUACAAAAACCUGCGAUUUCUUAUUUUUGAUGCUCCAUCAGAUCGUACUUUGGAUCUGUACCUGAAUGAAUUGCAAAAGCAGUCUGUUACCGAUGUGGUCCGCGUAUGUGAUCCUACUUACGACAAGAAAGUUCUACAGGAGCAUGGUAUUACUGUACAUGAUUGGCCUUUCCCGGAUGGUGACCCGCCUCCGACCAGCAUCGUGACCGAUUUUCUCAAUCUGGUAAACUCAAGAUUCGGCAACAAAGACAAGAAGGAAGGUUCUGCAGCUGAGGUGAAUCAAUCGGAGAGACCAGCAAUUGGCGUGCACUGUGUAGCAGGGCUGGGGAGGGCCCCGGUUCUAGUUACCAUGGCCCUUAUUGAGGCUGGAUUAUCACCUUUGGAUGCGGUUAUCUACGUGCGAGAGCGGCGCCGGGGUGCCAUCAACGCCCGCCAACUAAAGUUCGUUGAGAGCUACAAGCGAAGGUCAAGAGACAAAGGCUGUAUCAUUUCCUGAGAUUGGAGAUUUUGUGACUAUAGACUAGGUUGGUCCGACUGCGGAGCUGCGGAGCAUGGUUACUGAAAUGGGCUUUCGCUUCAUUAAUUGCUACUUUCAAUGUGGCAACACUCAUGGAGGGCUUUGGUGCUGUUUAUGUUUAUUUCAUAUGUAUUCCAUCGUUUAAUAUCAUAAUUUCUUGUUAUCGACUGAACA